Molecule: messenger RNA, 1131 nt
Organism: Macadamia integrifolia
Lineage: Eukaryota; Viridiplantae; Streptophyta; Magnoliopsida; Proteales; Proteaceae
Product: putative hydrolase C777.06c
Exons: 8
Coding region: 17-667 (216 amino acids)
Source: RefSeq, a predicted model, not a curated record
UUUAUUAUUUUUAUCAAUGCAGAUAAUUUUAACUCAUGAACAUGCUGAUGCAGUUCUUGGCCUGGAUGAUAUACGUGCAGUACAACCUUAUAGUUCUACGAAUGAUAUUGAUCCCACUCCAGUUUACCUCACUCAGUUUUCCAUGGACAGCAUUGCAGUAAAAUUCCCCUACUUGGUCCAGAAAAAACUUAAAGAAGGCCAAGAAAUUAGGCGGGUUGCGCAGCUUGACUGGAAAGUAAUUGACGGUGACUGUGACAAGCCAUUUGUUGCCUCAGGCCUACAGUUUGUUCCUUUGCCAGUAAUGCAUGGAGAGGAUUAUGUUUCAUUGGGUUUUCUUUUUGGUGAAAAAUAUAGAGUUGCAUACAUAUCUGAUGUUUCACGUUUUCCUCCAAGUACUGAAGAUGUUAUUUCAAACUCUGGAGCUGGACAGCUGGAUCUUCUUAUCCUGGAUACUCUAUACAAGAAAGGAUCACACAAUGUUCACUUUUGCUUGCCUCAGACUCUUGAUGCUGUAAAGAGGAUAUGCCCAAAGCGGGCUCUAUUCAUUGGAAUGACCCAUGAAUUUGAUCACCAAAAAGACAAUGAAGCCCUUACAGAGUGGUCUAGAAGAGAAGGAAUCCCUGUUGAACUUGCUCGAGAUGGCCUGAGGAUCCCGAUAGAACUGUAAUGAAGAAGGUGUGGAAACUGGUAUGGAAAUGGAAGAUUCCUAAAUUUAAGAUGUUUCUUUGGAAAGUGUUGGUAGAUGAUACACCAACAAAGAAGAAGCUAGCUGGUUUUGUCUCUUAAGACCAGUCAUGGGAAUUUUGUGAGUGACGAAUCUGAUUGGGAUAUCUUUUUCUUAUGUGAAUUUUCAAAACAUGUUUGGUUUCUGGGCCAAUGAGAUUGAUGAGGACUGAAGCUCUACAGGCUCAUUCCAUUCUCCAUUUAUUUUAUUCUUUUGUUGUCAAUUCUGAUCUUAGUAGAAUAGAGUUAAACCGCAUAUUUGUAGUGGCUUCAAUUACAUUUUAUUUCCUGUGGUUUGCUUGCAAUCAAGCUUGUGCUUGACAAUCUCUCAUAUAAAUAGAUGGAUAUCUGAAUUAGGGAUUCUGAAUCAGCAUUCUUUUGAACAACAAUUUGUAAUGCUUUGCCACC